This is a messenger RNA of Xenopus laevis (African clawed frog), 2663 nucleotides long. It is a transcript of the gene zc3h14.S, whose product is annotated as zinc finger CCCH-type containing 14 S homeolog. Gene Ontology annotation, molecular function: metal ion binding; poly(A) binding. Gene Ontology annotation, cellular component: nuclear speck; cytoplasm; nucleus. NCBI's taxonomy places the organism in Eukaryota, Metazoa, Chordata, Amphibia, Anura, Pipidae. The transcript has 17 exons. Gene Ontology annotation, biological process: regulation of mRNA stability. The coding region runs from base 242 to 2302 and encodes 686 amino acids. The record is from RefSeq and is marked provisional.
AUCGUAGCCAUGGAAAUUGGAACGGAGAUCAGCCGCAAAAUUCGGGUGUGUUACAUGGGCAUUUAUAGUAUUUAUUAUAGGCAAAGAUAACUCAGCAGGCGGGUCACCUUAAGAGCAAGUGUCAGUUCUGCGCGACAGACUUCUGAAGCUCCCCUGUAAUAAGCAAAUGACAGCCAUUAAAGGAAAGCUGCAGGAGCUUGGAGCCUAUGUUGAUGAAGAACUACCUGAUUAUAUCAUGGUGAUGGUUGCCAAUAAGAAAAGUCAGAAGCAGAUGACGGAUGACCUGUCAUUAUUCCUUGGAAGCAACACAACCAGAUUCACAACUUGGCUGCAGGGAGUACUGGAUAAACUGCGCUCUGUCACUCCAGAGUCCAACAGCAUGAAGACUUCAGAUGCUAUUAUAUUUGAAAGCAGCAUGCCAUCACUUAAAAGUCUAUCCAACAGCAGGGAUGAUUUGGCGAAAGAUGUUCCAACUCUCACAGUCUCCAGCACAAGACAUGGAAGAUAUGAUUCAUCCACCAGCUCACACGUGCAAGCAACAGGUAGCAGUGGCUCUGUGGCACGCCUGACUUCUGCUGUGAAGCCACUUCGGGAGUUCUCACCUUCUGAAGCAGUCAUUGACAUUAAACUUGACCUUGAUGACCCUUUUAAUGAGGACCUUAGUUUAGCCACUGAAAUUGCUAAUCUAUCAAGAAAGAGAACUGCACUGUCUGCUAGUUAUAGGACUUUGCGGCCUACUGCAGAAGUGUAUAGACCUCCAGGGAUCGGGCAACAUGCAUACCAUACAAAUGAAAACAACUCCAGCUUGCACAGAUUUCCUCAGAGCAGCUUUGUUUCUGGAAGAUCGCUUAAGUUACAAAGCAGCAUGACUGUUGGAUCUUCAAGAAUACAGGAUGUGAGUGACUUGUCUGAGACCUACAAGACUGCUUUCCGCUUGGCAUCUGAAAAAUCACUCAGAGAGGAAGAAACGUCACGAAAAAGGAGACUGCCUGUGGCUAGCUCAGUAGUGAAAGUGAAAAAACUUAUCACUGAUGAAGAAGAGGUAGAGGAGGAGGGGGAAGAGGAUGAAGAGGGUACAGACUGUAUAUUUCGAACAGCUGGUAUUUCUAGCAGUGUGUCUGUACCAGCCAAGCCUGAACGAAGACCAUCACUUCCUCCCACCAAGCAAGCUAACAAGAAUUUAAUUCUUAAAGCUAUAUCUGAAGCCCAAGAUUGUAUUUCCAAAACAACAAAUUAUUCUACAGCUGCACCCCAAAAGCAAACCGUACCAGUGAUUCCAAGAUCACGUCUGCUUCCGGAGGAGGAGCAGCUAAUGUUGUUGCAAAAUAGAUCAUCUCUACUUAACUACCCUUCACAUUUGCAAGAGCUCCAACAUCAGGCAAUGCCAGAACCUCUGCACAAGUUGGAUCUACUCUCCAGGCUGCAGCCAAAUCUAGAGGAAGAAAUAGAACUGCCAAAUCCAGUGAACUCAGAGGAAGCAGAAAUUCUGAGACCACUGGAUAGCAGAUCCUUUAUUUUGAAAAGGCCUAAACUAUCUAAGGAACCAUCUCCACAAAUCCAGAACAAUUCUGUCUCUCCUCCUUGCCCAGCUCAGCCUCUGCCAGGGCGCAUGAUUCAGCCAAGGGAAGCACCGACAUAUGAGAAACCUGCAAGCCCCAAGUUUAUUGUGACUCUAGAUGGGGUGCCCAGUCCACCUGGUUAUAUCUCGGACCAGGAAGUAGAUGAGUCAAUGUGUUAUACUGAGCAAGGAGAAACUUGUGUAGAACAACUCGGUGUUGUUGCAAGGCCUGAGCAGAACUAUCCAAUGCAGCUUGUUACUGAGCCUCUAUGCACCAAUGAUGUAGUGAUGGAAAAUACAAGUAGUGGUACCAAGGAGAAAAUUAGAGAGCGCUGCAAAUAUUGGCCUGCCUGUAAAAAUGCUGACAGCUGUGCAUAUCAUCAUCCAACAUCUCCAUGCAAAUCCUUUCCUAACUGCCGGUUUGCAGACAAAUGUUUCUUCAUUCACCCAAACUGUAAAUAUGAUGCAAAGUGUAAAAAAGCAGACUGCCCCUUCACGCACGCCAGCAAACGGUUUCCAGUGCCACCAGUAAAACCAGUUUCCACCACCUCCUCUUCACAUCCUUCCUCCCAGCCAUGCCGGUACUUCCCUGCUUGCAAGAAAACAGACUGCUCUUUCUACCACCCAAAGCACUGCCGUUUUAAUACCCAGUGCACACGACCCGACUGUAAGUUCUACCAUCCUGCAGUUUCUGUACCUGCUCGGCACACUUUAAAGUGGACACGUGCACAAGCCAGCGACUGAUUUUGUUCCACUAGACUGAAGAUGUUGCUCUUUCUGGGGCAUUUAUUGUGUGACAGCUGAAGCCAUGAAGACUCCCUCGAAAGGCAAAAAACAACUCCCUUUGGCUCCUUACUGAAGACACUGUUUUUUUCUUGUUUUCUUUGACUGCACCUCCAUUUUGCUUUUAUGGGUUUUAGACUUUGUUUUAGUUACACUUUGGAUUGUAAAAUCUAUUUUUUGUAAUGUAUUUAGAAUGGUUUUAUAUGCUGCUGAAUGGGAAAUCCUUGUCAUGUUUUUAGAACAAGGACUUUUUCCUCCAACUUUUUAAAACCAUUAAAGCCUUAUGUUGUUGAAUUCUGCAGAAUACAAUUAUUUCAACACA